This is a messenger RNA of Anguilla rostrata (American eel), 2340 nucleotides long. Its product is annotated as signal peptide peptidase-like 2A. The record is from RefSeq and is a predicted model, not a curated record. Lineage: Eukaryota; Metazoa; Chordata; Actinopteri; Anguilliformes; Anguillidae. Gene Ontology annotation, molecular function: aspartic endopeptidase activity, intramembrane cleaving. The transcript is spliced from 17 exons. Gene Ontology annotation, biological process: membrane protein proteolysis. The coding region runs from base 252 to 1853 and encodes 533 amino acids. Gene Ontology annotation, cellular component: lumenal side of endoplasmic reticulum membrane; Golgi-associated vesicle membrane; lysosomal membrane.
GACAUGUGCACGGCAGUAUGUAACAGCCUGUGUAAUGGACGCGAUCUGCCAACGGAACAGGAAGUGAAAAACUUUUUGCUUCAGUAACAAUGAAGCAAUCACACGAACUGGGCAAUUGGGAAACAACUGGCUGGCUAGCUGGCUACUAAAGACAAUUACCUAAACUUUUUUAGACAGUAAAACUGUGACAGUCUUAAACAAGCACGUAGCCUACACGAAACAUCUGUUGUCCUGGACGUGCUAAUGCCACCAUGGCAAGAACAUUAACGAUAAUUCUAUUUAUCGUUUACAUGUUUUCACAGACGAACUCUCAAGAAGCAAUUUUGCACAUUUCGGAUGGGUCCGCCGAGAAAGAGUAUUGUCUUGUUUACAAUUCAUCUUGGACUAAACUGUCAACGUCCCUCAGCAAUGCAGUGGAGUAUCAGUUGGUAAACCUGACGUCAACCUUUCUCUGCAGUGAAUCUGGUGUAGCUCCUGAUGCACUGAGAGGGAGAGCAGUGGUGGUGAUGCUUGGGGAGUGUGGUUUCAGUCAGAAAGCUCUGGUUGCUCAAGAUCUUGGAGCGUCUGCUGUCCUCAUUGCCAGUAAAACAACCAUGUUGACUCCUUCAGCGAAUGAGUCCGACUAUGGAAAAGUCAAGAUUCCUCUGGCGCUCAUGAGAUACAGAGACAUUAUGGAUGCACAGCAGACCUUUCCCAGUGGUAUGGCAGUGAGGCUGUAUGCUCCCCUGCUGCCUGUGUUUGAUGUCAGCCUCUUCGUCAUGUUGGCUCUCAGUAUCUUCACAGUGGCUAUGGGAGCCUACUGGAGUGGCAUGUCUGAAAGGGACAGGCUGAACGAAUCCCCAGUCGUGGGCAGCUGUGAGGGGAAAGGCUCCAGUGGCGACUUGUCUCUUUACUCUCCACUCAAAGUCAUCAUCUUUGUGGCUCUGAUGAGCACCAUGCUGGUUCUGAUGUACUUCUUCUACACGUGGCUUGUGUACGUCAUCAUUGCUGUGUUUUGUCUUGCCUCUGCCGUGGCCCUACACAGCUGCUUGGAUGCGAUCAUGGAAAUAGUAGGUUGUGGAAGUUGCAACUUCUCAUUCCUUGGAAAAGAUUUCUCUGUGAGGUCGCUGCUGUUGGCUGCAGUCAGUGUUGCUGUGGCUGUGGUCUGGGUGGUGUACAGGAAUGAGGACAGGUGGAUCUGGAUUUUGCAGGAUCUCCUGGGCAUUGCGUUCUGUCUGAACUUUAUGAAGACCAUAACUGUGUCAAACUUUAAGGUCUGCGUCAUCCUUCUAAGCCUCCUGCUUCUGUAUGACGUCUUUUUUGUCUUCAUCACGCCUUUCUUUACUCCAAACGGAGAGAGUAUCAUGGUUCAGGUUGCGCUUGGUCCAGGGUCUACAGGGGAAAAGAGCGGAGGCAACAUGGUGGAGGUACCUGCUGAACCCAGAGCUCCCCAUGAAAAACUGCCUGUGGUCAUGAGAGUACCGAGGUUUUCGGCCUUGGCCCAGAACCUGUGUGGGAUGCAGUUCUCCAUUCUUGGCUACGGAGACAUUAUUGUACCAGGUUUACUGGUGGCCUACUGCCACAGGUUUGAUGUAUGGACCAGCAGCUCCAAGAAGAUCUAUUUUCUGUCAUGCACAGCAGCCUAUUUCAUUGGUAUGAUUGUGACAUUUGCGGUCAUGAUUGUGUCCAAGAUGGGCCAGCCUGCCCUGCUGUACCUCGUGCCAUUCACUCUCCUGACCAGUGCAGUGGUUGCCUGGUGCAGGAAGGAAAUGAGACAGUUCUGGACCGGAAGUACUUAUGAAGUGUUGGACUCCUCAACAGGACCUUUAUUACAAGAUGGAGGAUCAGGAUGUGACGGUGGAGGAAAAUGCUGACUUCCACAAUUAACCGAGGGUGGUGCAUCGUUAUUGUUUUUUACAUUUUGAAUUUAGGCACAAGCACAAAUUAUAUGGGUUGUCGCUUGUGUUAACAUUAGGCAAUGAAUCAGCAGGUGUAAUUGCAAGGAAUUAAAUGUGGUUUGGGGAUUUAAGACCAAUCAUUUAAUCUCUUGCUGUUAAUCAGUAAAAUAAUCCAUAAUGUAGAAAAUGGCUGUAAAGUAAAAAAAAAAAGAAAAAGAAAAGAAAUGGUGUCUGUUUGCCAAAUUAAGUUGGAUUGGGUUUUGGUCACUUUUUUGUUGAAUUCCAUAAGCUAAAGCAAUAUUCUGCUUUUUUUUUUUUUGCUGUGGAUGGCUGAUGAUGCCAGCCUUAACAUGUUUGUGAGAUGAAAACUGCCCAUUUAGAAAUGCAAGUAUUGACUUGCAUCACUCGCAUGUUGCCAGUUUAAGAAAUCACUUUUCUUUUAUUAAACUGAUACUUUUGUGCA